Nestor notabilis (Kea) is the source of this 956-nucleotide messenger RNA. It is a transcript of the gene EI24, whose product is annotated as etoposide induced 2.4. Gene Ontology annotation, cellular component: endoplasmic reticulum. The annotation marks the transcript as partial. The record is from RefSeq and is a predicted model, not a curated record. The transcript has 9 exons. Gene Ontology annotation, biological process: macroautophagy. NCBI's taxonomy places the organism in Eukaryota, Metazoa, Chordata, Aves, Psittaciformes, Psittacidae.
CCCACAGGCUCCAUCCGUUUCCCAUCCCUCCAGGAUGAGAGAGGUUUGGGUUCGGCUUUUCCCCUCUCCCUGUAGUUGAUAGUUUUGGAACUGGAGGUGAUGCUGGAGGCGAGAUGGCAGACAGCGUGAAAACCUUCCUGCAUGACCUCGUCAGGGGAAUUAAGGACUCCAUCUGGGGCAUCUGCACCAUCUCGAAGCUGGAUGCCCGCAUCCAGCAGAAAAGGGAAGAGCAGAGGCGGAGGAGAGCCAACAGCGCGCUGGCCCAGCGGAGGUUUCACUUGGAAGAGAAGAAGCAAGAGAGUGAACCCCGGAUAGUGAGCCGGAUAUUUCAGUGUUGUGCCUGGAACGGAGGCGUGUUCUGGCUCAGUCUCUUCUUGUUCUACCGCGUGUUCAUACCUGCCCUUCAGUCCGUCACGGCGCACAUCAUUGGCGACCCUUCCCUGCACGGCGAUGUCUGGGCCUGGCUGGAGUUCAUCCUCACCUCCAUCUUCAGUGCUCUCUGGGUCCUGCCCCUCUUUGUCCUCAGUAAGGUCGUCAACGCCAUCUGGUUUCAGGAUAUUGCGGAUCUCGCCUUCGAAGUGUCCGGCAGGAAACCUCACCCCUUCCCCAGCGUCAGCAAAAUCAUCGCCGACAUGUUGUUCAACCUCUUGCUGCAGGCGCUCUUCCUCAUCCAGGGAAUGAUUGUGAGCCUCUUCCCCAUCGAUCUGGUCGGCCAGCUGGUUGGGCUCCUCCACAUGUCACUGCUGUACUCGCUCUACUGCUUCGAGUACCGCUGGUUUAACAAAGGAAUCGAGAUGCACCAACGCUUGUCCAACAUCGAGAGGAACUGGCCCUACUACUUUGGCUUCGGCUUGCCGCUCGCCUUCCUCACGGCAAUGCAGUCGUCCUACAUCAUCAGUGGUUGCCUCUUUUCCAUCCUCUUCCCCCUCUUCAUCAUCAGCGCCAAUGAGGCGAGG